CGGCUCCUGGCUCCUGCUAGGUUCGGCGGCGGUGGGAGCGCGCAGGCGCGGCUGGAGGCUCGCAGAGCGGGGAGUAGCGGCGCGGAGCGCGCGGGAAUCAUCAUCCAGGGACCUGCCAGAGACCACAAGAAAACAUGGGGAGGAUUUUCCUCACAGGAGAAAAAGCCAAUUCAGUAUUGAAACGCUACCCAAGAGCUAAUGGACUUUUUGAAGAAAUAAGACAGGGCAACAUUGAGCGUGAAUGCAAAGAAGAAAUCUGCACAUUUGAAGAAGCAAGAGAAGCUUUUGAAAAUAAUGAGAAAACUAAGGAGUUUUGGAACACCUACACAAAAGCACAGCAAGGAGAGAGUAGCCGAGGAAGUGACUGGUUUCAGUUUUACCUUACGUUUCCUUUAAUCUUUGGCCUCUUCAUUAUCCUUCUUGUCAUUUUCCUAAUUUGGAGAUGCUUCCUCAGAAACAAAACUCGCAGGCAGACAGUAACUGAAGGCCACAUUCCUUUUCCUCAGCACCUUAAUAUCAUCACUCCACCUCCCCCACCAGAUGAAGUAUUUGAUAGCAGUGGAUUGUCACCAGGCUUUCUGGAAUAUGUAGUUGGGCGCUCAGAUUCGGUCUCCACUCGCCUAUCCAACUGCGAUCCUCCACCCACCUAUGAGGAAGCCACUGGCCAGGUGAACCUCCGAAGGAGUGAAACAGAACCUCACUUAGACCCACCCCCAGAGUAUGAGGACAUCAUCAAUUCCAGCUCAGCCAGUGCCAUUGCUAUGGUGCCUGUGGUCACCACCAUCAAAUGAAACUGUAACCUUCUUUUUACCAUAAUCAUUUUUAAAAUACUAAUGAAAGAACUUUCUAGCACUUUACCACUACAUAAAUUGUGCAUUGACUUAUUUUAUUGGACUCUGACAGCAUACCACUUUACAUUUUCUGAUUUGAUUUUCAUUAGUUUUGUUUCCUACUAUAAAAUCAUCAUCCAUGCUCAUUUUUGCUAAUCAAUCAAAAUAUGUGAAGAGGGAAAAAUAUUAGUGGAGGUCUUUACGUGAUGUGAUACACGUAUGUGUAUAUGUAUUUCUAUGCAUACAUACGUGCGUGUGCAUCAGCCCAGUAGAUGUGCAAGUGUCUUAAAAAGCUAUUAACUUCUAAAUCACCUAUAAAGAGAACAUUACUCACCAAAAUAAGGGGGCAGGGGGACCCCAACAGUUUGUAUAAUAGCCAGCCACCUGCUGUUGAAUUUUGAAAAUAAGAUGAACUUAGCAUGGUUUCUAAUUCUUGCUGGCUUUUGUUAACCUCGUUCUUCUUCAACUACCUUAAAAAAUGCAUGUAGUCCAUCUUGAUUUUAGAAACAUCUCAGAGAGAGCGAAGGCACAAUAAGUGAUCAUUUGCUGAUAGAGUCAAGCAAGAAUAUCAUUGGUCAUUAGUGGCACGCACUUAGCUAGUUUGGGAGGAAGGAUUGUCUUGUUGACUCUGCCUUCCCUCAACUCCCGAAAUUCAACCAUGUUUGCUUAGUGUCUCUGAAUAUCUCAUGCUGUUUGUAUUAACGUCUUGGUUAAAUACAGAGGGGAUCCCCUGGCAACAGAAUGGUUUCUAAAGCAGUUGUAUGUAUUAAUGACGGGGAAGAGAUACAGAUUUCUCCUUUGCUCAUUUGUGACAAUUAUUGUUUUCUUUUUGCAGUUUUAAUGCCUUUUACUCUACUGUCUACUCCUUCUCUUACCACCACAGUAUCUGUAAAAACGCAAGAAUUUAGUUGAAAUAUUGAAAUUAUCUUCUUAGUUUUGUAUAGAAUGAAGUCUGCUUCAGGAUGAUUAGGAAGCGUUUUCCGUUUAAAUUAAGAACUGUGAUUGUUGUGUGGCUCUCCAGUCGGUAGAGGAAGACUGCACAGUCUCUUGUGCCAGGUGCACAGUCAGUUCGAGUUUCACACAUUUUCAUUCUUGUUGCUAUUUCGUUUUGUAUUUUCAUCCAGUUUUUUAAAGUGCAGGAUAUUUACUUUGCUCUUGGAGUAAAGGGAACAGGCUAUGAAUGAACUGCCGACAGAAAGGAAAAGUAAGAGGUUGUUCCACUAUGUAGGCACUGGUGGGAAAUUCAUUAUAUUGGUCACAGGGAAACGUGUGAGCCCUUCCCAAGCCUCCCUAGUGUUGGAUAAAACGGUUAAUGAGGCAGAAGGAGUGCAGGUUUCAGACGUGUCGGUCAUACCCUGUCGCCUCCAUCUCCAUCCCCACAUACCGCCUCCAGUCCUGCCCUGGAACCCAAGUUAGGAAGACUGCUGGGGGGAAACCCUGAACCAGGACUGAUGACCCGAAUUCUAAUCCUGUUCUGUAAAAAAGGUACUUGCCAUGGUACCGUGGGAAAGACCCAUAUCUGCACCUCAGAUUCUUGAACUCUGAAGUGGAUAAUGUCGUUUGUCUAGCCCUUCUCCGGGGGCUUUAAAAGGAUCUAAUGAGAUGGUAUGUAUGAAAUAAUUCUUUAGAUGUAAAAAGCUGUCUAUGUGUAAGGUAACAGCAUUGUUCUUACUGUGCUUAAGGGACAAUUUUCUCCCUGCUUCCCUAAAAUUUAUCAGAGCUGUCACAUAGUGUGGAGUAUAGAGUAGACUGCUCCAUAAAUGGCUAACGUGUCUUGGCUACUCACCUUCUGUCACUCUGGUCUAUCCCAAUGCUGUGCCAGUUUAAGAGAUGAUCGCCAGUUUAUCACAAACAGGAUUAAGUACAUGUUGGAAAGAGAACCAAGAUGUGUUUAGUUAAUAGGUUUCCUAUUUUUCAUGAACUAAAAAUUAAUAAAUCUUGACCCAUAACUUGGCUUCUAGUUAUAGCUGAAAGUGGGAGUGUUUGCUCCAGUGACCUGUGGGGCAGGCUAUUUUGGCUCCUUUUUAAAAGAAAAUUAAGGUCCCUUUUGUGUGGGCUUUUUUUUUUCUUCUUCUUCUUACCAUUAACAUUAGGCCUUAGGUUUAAAGCAAUUUUUAAAGUAUGGCUGGCCCAUGAACACCUGGGAGCCCCUGAGAGCCUUUCAGGACAUCUGUGAGAUCAAAACUAUUUUCAUAAUAAUUCAGAGGCAUUAGUUGUCGUCUUUUCACUCUCUCAAAAACAAUGCCAUUUCCCACAAAUCUUUUUUUCUGCUUUAGGAAAUAUAGCUAUUUUCUUACAAAUGUUACUUACGUUAGCAUGUAAUAGAUUUUUCAUUUUUAAAUAAAUGCUUACAGGUUUUUUGGUUUUUUUUUUUUUUCCCUACUCUGGCAAAUAUUGAUGGAUGUAAAGUCCAUAAACAAAAGCUCUUUGGCAUCCAGCUCUCUCAUAAAUUUUAAAGAGUGUAGAGGGAUCUGGAGACCCCAAGGUUUAGAAUUACAAGGUUAGACAGAGGAGCAGGACGUCCUAUUACUGUGUAUAUAUUCUUGCAACUUUAUUUUACAUUUUAAGGUCUUGAUAUUGGACUUAAUGCUGCCUCUUAAUGAUACCUGAAUUGCAGUAUAAGAAAGAGUAUUGAUUCUUGAAACAAAAGCCAAGUGCUUAAUCAGUUAAUACAGCUUUUUGGCCUGUUGGUCAAAGACAACACCCUACUCGGUAGUGAUACUGAUACCAGCCACAGUCCCCUGGCAGCAUUCAUGUGCUAAAGACACGAUAACAAAAUACCGCUUUCCUCAAGAAACAUUUCUUCGUUCGUUUUGUUGUAUUUUGAUUUGGGUUUUACAUUUUUCAAAACACUUUUGCUACCCCUUCUGGUUUUAUAAACUGAGUUUCUUAACUUUUGUUAUAAUUAAAGGGGCUUGUCUGGAAUAAUAAUCUAUUUUUUAUGCUUUUGCCUUUCUUAUGUGAUUGAUACUACAUUCACUUUUCGUCGUUUUUAAUAAAGGUUUAUUUUUGCAGAUAUAUUUAGUACCUUUCUUAAGCAGUAAUUAAAUGGAAAUCAGCCAGUUUGCCUUUAAAUGAGAGAAUGGGCUUAAUGAUCUUCCAAUGGAAUGAUUUCCAGGCCUCCACGAUGCAGUGGUGGUGUCUGGAAUCCCAGAACUGGCACUUUUUUUCUGCCUUUCUGUUUGGAAUAUCACAGUGAAUUAUAUCUGUUUAAAGUAAAUUCAAGGAUUUCUUUUUUUGAUUAUUGACCAAUACAAAUACAAAUGCUGUGUUUGAUUCAUUGUUAACGACGACUUCAAGCUUGAUGAUCUGAUACAAUAACUGUGGAGGUAGCUUUAACUUGGUUCUGUGUAAAUAGCAUGUAUUGUAUUAUAAUUCACAUUUUUAAACACUUGGUUUACAUUAAAUUAUGGUAUUUAACUAUUUUUAUGUUUAUACUAGGUAAGUUUUUUCUUAUGUUCCUGUGUUUUUGGUAUGCUAAAUAAAGCUAUUUUUAAACCCAA
Messenger RNA from Hyaena hyaena (striped hyena), 4333 nucleotides. It is a transcript of the gene PRRG1, whose product is annotated as proline rich and Gla domain 1. The coding region runs from base 135 to 791 and encodes 218 amino acids. Gene Ontology annotation, cellular component: extracellular region. NCBI's taxonomy places the organism in Eukaryota, Metazoa, Chordata, Mammalia, Carnivora, Hyaenidae. The record is from RefSeq and is a predicted model, not a curated record. Gene Ontology annotation, molecular function: calcium ion binding. The transcript has 4 exons.